Molecule: messenger RNA, 1035 nt
Organism: Mesorhabditis spiculigera
Lineage: Eukaryota; Metazoa; Nematoda; Chromadorea; Rhabditida; Rhabditidae
Source: the annotation of a GenBank genome assembly
AUGGUGUGGUAUCCAUCAGAUUUUGCUUUCCACCACGAUCACGAGAUUUAUGGGAAAACUGACAGCCGUUAUGUGCUGAUUGAUAAGACAAUGGCGACCGUCUGGAAAAUCUACACGCUGCCGGAGAAACAAGGGUCGGAGAUUCCCAUUAAUACCAGACAUUUCGAGCGCGAGAAGCAGCGAAACCAGGAGCUGCGUUGCAAACCUCACGAAAACCUGAUGCUGAUCAAGGAAGAAAAUAGGAUUCAAAAAUUCCGGUGUAAGGCUGACGGAAAGCAGUAUGGCGUGCUGAUAUUCGAUUUUCUGCCGUAUACCCUGGAGAAAGAGCCGUCAAUAAAUUACACGGACGAUGGUGUGGCAACAUUGGCCUACCAAAUGCUUUCGGGUAUCAGCCAUCUACACGAGCUGAAUAUUGCGCAUCGCGAUAUCAAACCGGCAAACAUCUUCAUCGACAAGAAUGGAAUCGUGAAGAUCGCCGACUACAAUAUAUCCCUCAACGAAGGAUCCGGAUGCUUGGGCAGCGACACGGGAACUUUGCGAUAUAUGCACCCGCGACAGCUGUUCGAGAGCGAGUGCCAUCGUCAAGACGAUCUAUGGUCGCUUGGGGUUGUUUUGUGGGAGCUUGUUACCAGGAGUUUGCUCGUUACGAAACCUUAUCGGUAUCUCCGUUGCUGCCAGCCGAAAUCGACCGAACUGUGUGCGAAGCAAGCGAGCGAAAUGUUAAACGAAGCCUUGAGAAAGAAGGGGCGCAAGCUGUCCGCGAGUUUCCAGACAUUCGCUAGCGGCAGCCACGAAAUCCGCCCGCCAGUCGGGUUGGAAUCGGUCUACAUCAGCGAGACGCCAAUCUAUCGGGAGUUCAGAAAUCGCGGGCCAUCAUUCAGCAACCAGGCAACCGAGGCCGAUUUUGAUUUUGAGCAAUUUGACCCCGCCGCCCUUGCGCAGGAGCUCUAUGGCUAUGUACCAGAACGCAACGAAGAAAGGUGGAUGUUCGUAUCCCAUGCGCCCCGGAUCGUCCGGAAAUGGUUGAAGUGGUUC